CCCCGCGCACCACAGGAUGAAUGCCUUCUGGAGGUUUGGACACUUUGGGCAGCAGCGCGCACUGGAAAACGGGAUUUAGUGGAGAAGUUGUGCUUUCGCAGCGACUGUGCCCGAGCCGAGGACUCUCGCUGUCAAGUCGUGAGGGGGAUUUCUGACUUUUUUUUCUUCCUACUGUCGCCAAACUGCUCCCCGAAGCGCGGGGACUUACGGAUUCUAAAGUAGUUUUGUGGGUUUUUAUGAAGUUUUCUGGAGAAUAAAGGCUGUUUUUCUUCUUCUUAAUGCUUGGUGACAUCUGAAAGGCUGAGAUCUGCUGUCAAAACGGGAUACUUUGGGUCAGUGACGGGGAAUUGUGGGAUAGUUUCUUGCGGCGUCGGAGGCCGCCGUUUUGCUGGACAGCAUGCAAACAGAGGAUGUUGUCUGAGUCGGGCCUCACUGCUCUGCGUUUCACCUCGUCGUCCAGAGGAAUGACGGCUCUGUGGUGCUCACUCUGGCUUUUCAUCCUCCUGCCUCUCUGCGUCGCACCGGCCCGGCUGCCCACCGCUCAGCCUACAGACUCUGUGUCCAGUGAGACAGCCUUUCUGGAGGACUAUGUUCAGGGCAUAGGGGACACUGUGGAAAUGUCGUGUGACCUGGAAGACCACUCAGAGCCCGUCGUCUGGUUCAAAGACGGCGCCGGGCUGGUGCCGAGCAACCGGACGCGGCUGGGCCAGAGGAUGUUGCGCAUCAUCAAUAUAUCUUACGAGGACUCGGGCGUCUACUCGUGCCGGCUCGCACACAGCAACACGCUGCUCAGCAACUACACCCUCCGCGUGACAGAUUCUCUGUCGUCUGGUGAUGAUGAAGAUUACGAAGAUCAAGAAGAUGCAGAAGCUCCAUACUGGACUCGGCCUGACCGGAUGGACAAGAAGCUCCUGGCUGUUCCCGCCGCCAACACCGUCAAGUUCCGCUGUGCUGCGUCCGGAAAUCCGACUCCGACCAUCCAUUGGCUAAAGAACGGCAAAGAGUUCAAGGAAGAGCAGAGGAUGGGAGGCUUCAGGUUGAGACACCAGCAGUGGAGUCUGGUGAUGGAGAGCGCCGUGCCGUCAGACAGGGGAAACUACACCUGUGUGGUGCAGAACAAGUACGGCGCCAUCACCCACACCUACCAGCUGGAUGUGCUAGAGCGUUCCCCCCACAGGCCCAUCCUGCAGGCAGGUCUGCCAGCCAAUCAGACAGUGGUAGUGGGCAGCGACGUGGAGUUCCACUGUAAGGUCUACAGCGACGCCCAGCCGCACAUCCAGUGGCUCAAACACAUAGAAAUCAACGGCAGCCGCUACGGCGAAAACGGCAUUCCCUACGUCAACAUCCUGAAGACGGCUGAUAUUAACACUACAGAUAAGGAGCUAGAGGUUCUCUCCUUGACCAAUGUGUCUUUUGAGGAUGCGGGCGAGUACACUUGUCUGGCAGGGAACUCUAUCGGUUUUAAUUUCCACUCUGCCUGGCUGACGGUGCUUCCAGCAGUGAGCCCCGAGAAGGAGGACUACUACGCCGACAUCCUCAUCUAUGUGACGGGCUGCGUGCUCUUCAUCCUCGCAGUCGUCAUUGUAGUUCUGUGCCGCAUGAGGAUGACGUCACAGAAGACGCUGCCUACGCCGCCCGUGCAGAAACUUUCAAAGUUCCCCCUCAAGAGACAGCAGGUGUCCUUGGAUUCCAACUCCUCCAUGAACUCCAACACCCCUUUGGUGAGGAUCGCCCGCCUGUCAUCCAGCGACGGACCGAUGCUCGCCAAUGUGUCGGAGCUCGAGCUGCCCUCGGACCCAAAAUGGGAGUUUCCACGAACGCGGCUGACUCUGGGUAAACCUCUGGGCGAGGGAUGCUUCGGUCAGGUGGUGAUGGCCGAGGCCAUCGGCAUAGACAAGGAGAAGCCCAAUAAGCCGCUCGAUGUUGCUGUGAAAAUGCUGAAAGAUGAUGCCACAGACAAAGACUUGUCAGACCUGGUGUCAGAGAUGGAAAUGAUGAAGAUGAUUGGAAAACACAAAAACAUUAUCAACCUGCUGGGAGCGUGCACGCAGGACGGUCCUCUGUACGUCCUGGUGGAAUACGCCUCCAAAGGCAACCUGAGGGAGUACCUGCGGGCGAGGCGGCCACCGGGCAUGGACUACUCCUUCGACACCUGUAAAAUCCCAGACGAGCAGCUUACCUUCAAAGACCUCGUGUCCUGCGCCUACCAGGUUGCCCGAGGCAUGGAGUACCUCGCCUCGCAGAAGUGUAUCCACAGAGACUUGGCAGCCAGGAACGUCCUUGUGACAGAGGACAACGUUAUGAAGAUCGCCGACUUCGGCCUCGCCAGAGAUGUGCACAAUAUAGACUACUACAAAAAGACCACAAACGGUCGUCUGCCCGUGAAAUGGAUGGCUCCGGAGGCUCUGUUCGACCGGGUCUACACGCACCAGAGCGACGUGUGGUCCUAUGGGGUGUUGUUGUGGGAGAUCUUCACCCUGGGAGGCUCGCCGUACCCGGGGAUCCCUGUAGAAGAGCUCUUUAAGCUGCUGAAGGAGGGACAUCGGAUGGACAAACCCGCCAACUGCACCCAUGAACUGUACAUGAUCAUGAGGGAGUGCUGGCACGCCGUGCCAUCGCAGAGACCGACCUUCAGACAGCUGGUAGAAGAUCACGACCGGGUUUUAUCAAUGACCUCCACCGAUGAGUACCUGGACCUGGCGGUGCCCUUCGAGCAGUACUCGCCCACCUGUCAGGACUCCAACAGCACCUGCUCGUCAGGAGACGACUCAGUGUUCGCCCACGACCCGCUGCCUGACGAGCCCUGUCUUCCCAAACAGCUUCCCAGUAACGGCGUGAUAAGGACAUAAAACGUGAGCUGGGGGGAGGCGAGUUGGACAUUAACCUCCUCUCACAGUUUCUCAAUGACUCCUCAAGAUAUGGAAAUGAAAACUCAGCAUGCAAUACUUCCACAGUGCUUCAGCUCUUCGAUUCGUCUUAAACUCUUGGUCGAAAUCCUCUUUGACUGAGGUUUCCUCCUCCUCCUCCUCCUCCUCCUCCUCCUCAUCUUCCCCCAAGGGACUCUUGAAACAUUGAAGGAUUAUUUUUGCCGUUGAAACGUGUUUGUGUUCUUCUUUUCAGAAAUGAAAUUAUAUUUUUGUACUCAGGCCAGUCUUUUGUUACGGACAAUCUGUGGGGUGAAACCAUUCCGUGCCUACUGGGAUUUAAAAAAACCUCCUGAGACUGAAAAAAGGAUCAAAGAGGAGGGAAUGAAGGGCAUUGGUCAGUGACUGGUUGGCAACCAGUAGGAGAGGACCUCAGAUUUUUAUCCUCUCGUCUGCACGGAGCCCUGAGAUCGCAAUAAAAGUUUGCGAUCCAAAAUAAUCCAUUGACAACAUACCAGCAAAGCCAGAAAUCAACUCAAUGAUGGGACUCUUUCUUUCACAGAAAACCCUCAACAACAAAAAGGAUUACAUGAACGCCAUCGUUAGCAUCCCGAAAAAAAACAUGAUAAUCAUGGAACAAAUUCCUCAUCGAGGCGAAGUUUCAGGGCCAUUCAGUAAUUAGUACAAUGAGGUUCAGAGGGUUUUUUUUAUGUAUCUAGAAAAUGAUUUAUUGUAAAUAUAUAAAUGCAAAUAUGUAUCAUAUUGCUGUUCACAGCCAUGUACUUAAAAGACAAAAAAUUACAUUUUUUAAAGUAUUGUUUUAGGAUGGAAGCAUUGCAAUCUAGAGGACACCGUCAUGAAAGUGUAAAACAUUUAAUCAUUUAAAGUGAUACAGAAAAGGUUUAUUUGAAUAAUUAACGUGUAUAUUUGUAUAGAUAUUUAUAGACUUAACAUGUGGUUUUUAAGUUCGAAAAGGUCUAGUUUAGGAUUUUAGUACUGUACGCAAAGAUUUUUAUUUCUUUUUUUUUUCGUAACUUAUUUUACAACAGAACUGCAACGUUAUUUUUCACAGACUCCUCUGGUUUUUGAUCCAUCUUUAUUUUAUUUUUUUUGUUCACUGUUUCUUUCUUUUAAUAAGAAUGUAUGACAGACACAAAGAUGAUUUUUGGGAGCGAGUGUGAUUCGACCUCCAGAGGAGGACUCGUGAACUGAAGGCUCCCGCUGAAAGGGAAGCUGGAUGUUUUAGUUCAAAAUUCUGGCUUUGAAAAGUUGACGUUUGCAAUAUCAAAGCAACGAUUAACUCUUGCUGGGCAAGAAAUAGCAGCGCUUCGAGAAAUGUACAGAGAGGCCUUUUAGUACGGCUGAAGUACUUAAAGACAUAUUAAACACCAACAACAACUAGCUGUGAAUCAUAAAGAGCCUUCAGAGAACCUCAGCAGCAUGAAAAAUCCUCCUACUUACACAACUUUAGUUAUAACUACAUUUCCCAGAAUGCUUUUCAGCAGUUAUUGGAGAACAUGCUUGGACUUGCAGCAUUCAGAAAAUCACGAAAAACGUGAAAGAGAACUAAAAGCAAUAGAUUUUUUUAAGAGCAAAAAGAACCAAAAAAGAAACGUGAACGUUGCAUUUCUUACCACAAACUUACUCUGUUUUACACUGCAAUGCAUUCUGGGGCUUUGAGUCCAGUAAAAGCGCGGAAACUGUUCCUCUUAAACAGUCGUGUGACUGCUGAACGUCAAUAGUCUAGAAAGGUCUCGCUCCUUUAUUCUGAGCCUUGAUGAAAAAUUACAUCAAUAUACAAGAAUUAAUUAAAUCCAUGCAAAAACUCACCAUUAUCUGGUGUUUUUUAGCAUUUAUAUGUGGAAUUUUUUUAGUUAAAGGUCUCUCUGAAGGCUUCAAACUCUUAUAUUGUAACAGAAAGGUCACAGGGUCAAUGCUAAUCAGCUGUGUGAGGGGUGUCAAAGUGCCCUUGAGCAAGACACUCAGCACCUGUGUGCACACUCUUGGAUAAAAACAUCAGCUUGAAAUGUAAAAAAAAAAAAGCUGUUAUGUCCUUUUGUGCUUGAGUCCUGCCCAGACGCUCGAGAUUUUAUCGCUGCUCUAUAGUAUUAAUACUGAAAUGAAAUGAAGGCAUGCUGUGCGACUUACAAAUCACACAGCAAACAAAAGAAAAUAUAUACAGUAUAUAUAUAUAUAUCUGUUUGUUAAAGGAGACUCUGAAGUCUGUGGUGGAUCCUUACAGCUUAGUUGCAACAACAAAAAAAGUGCCAAAUUAGUCUUAAAAGUCUAUUUCACCGAGUUCACCACAUCUCUGAACCAAAUGCUGCACUGUCGAAUGUAGGCGGGCGGAGGUUACACGUGCAGGGAAGGAUCACGGGAUUGCCAAAUGGAUAUCUCCCCUUUUAUUUUUCCUUUAUUUUAAUAUGCAGUCUUCUCUCCAUCUGACCCCAAAAAAGCGUAAGGGUUGAAAUGUUUACAGAGGGUUUUUUUUAGCAAAGUCACAAAAGGGAAAGCGACGUUUAAGUGGAAUUGAAGGGUUCAGAAACAUGAUUCACUCGCUAAAUGGAAACGGUGGUACCACUUUUGCUCUGCAAUGGCCUUAUUCCAGUGUGUGAACUUUAAAUUUGUGUCAAGACACCCAACAAGACUGUGUCAGUACUUAAUGAACGCCCCCCAAAUAAUAAAAGUACUUAUGUAUUUAAUUCUUUUGCUACACUGGGAGAUUUUUAUGUUUUUUAGCACCAAAUGACGUGCUUUCUCAUUGGUUUAUUUACAGAAACAAGGCCUUUGUAAAGUGAAAGUUACAUCCAAUAUCGUUAUUUCUGUUCUGAGUACAGUUUUGCAGUUUUGGCCCAAAUCUAUGAAGUGCCUGGAACAAUUUAGCGAACAAAAAGGAGAUUAAUUGAUUCAGUUUGAAUGUAUAAUUGCAACAAAAAUAUAUCAAAAUAAAAGAAGCAGUUCUUAUCAGAAGCAGGCUAUGUACGUGUUAGCCUUUUUUUUUCUUCUUUUUUUCCCGAGUGAACAAGACAGACAAAAAGGCACUUGUGUAAAAGGUUGGAUGGAUCUAAUGAAACGUUGUUUUGUUUUAUUUAUUCUUCCAUGCUGGGUAAAAGCUUUCCCUAUGGUGAGAGUAUUUUUAUUCAUAGCUAUCUGCUUUUUCAGUGCUGUUUUUCAUUAAAGAGCCAGAAGAUGAUACAGAUGAUGUAGAGUAGUUAUUUUACAAGAUAAUGACCCCCCCCCCCCCCCUUUUUAUUUUUAUUUUAUUUAGUCCCUCCUCUGGCCUGUUGAAACUCUGAAGGCCUCUGUCUCUCUCUGUAAAAGGAUGUGUUGUUUUUAACGUGUGUUGUGUGAGCAGACAAAUUAAAACAUUAGCGUGGAAUUCUGGAGAUCCAAAAUAGAAGAAAAAAUGGCAACCAAGAACUAAAUUUAUUGACCUCCCUUCAGAUUUUUCCAAGUAUUAGACCAGUGUUUCCAUUAGCUGAUACAUUUUGUUGGUGUCUAAGUAAAACCUGCCUGUUCUCAGCUUUUUGACAUUUUUAAAUAACCUAAUGGGUGUUCUAUAUCUACAAGUUUGUUUAAGGGAAUGUAGUUUAAUCUAAAGCAGAGUUUUUCAGCAUGUAAACAUACAUAAAUCUGCUUUGAAAUCAUGAUAAAAAAAACUCAGACUUACCAGGUUUUUAGUUUUUCUUCACAACCAAAAUAAUAUCAUGACACCUUUGUCUACAUGCAUGGGUAUGCAGCAAACAAGAACUGUUAAUAGCUAAUUCGGCAUAUUGUUAAUAGUGUAAAUUUGCCAAAAAAGAAAGAAAUAACACUGACAAGCUUCUGGGUGUGUUUAAUAUUAGCAAUGAUUCCCGUUAGACUUAACUUUUGAUCCAUUAUUUCAACAAAAUUGGAGAUAAAAUACACAUUUCAUUGGACAGCAGUGACACAGACAGGAUACAGUUUUGUUUUUAAAAUGUUAUGAUUAUAUAUUAAUGUUGCUUUUGAGUUAUAAUGCGGCUUAACCAGGAGGAAAAAACUGAAAUAUUAAACUUUAAUGGGGCAUUAAAUAGUAUCCGAGUCUAAAUUCUGUUUCAGAAUAUUUUUCAUCAAAACAAACUCAGUAUUUAUAUCAGCAAAAUAUCCUCAGCUCUAAUGCAACAAUAUCAGUAUUGGCAGUGAAAGUAGUGCCAGAUGUGUGUUGCUCAUUAGACACAAGUUAAAGCCAACAAAUGCUUUUCAGAGUGAACACGCUUUCUUUGAAUAAACAGCAGGGAGGGACUUUUACUGUAUGUACAGUCACACAUCAGCCUCUCACCACCUGUCGUCUCCACUCUGACUGACUUAUUUAUUCUCUUUUCCGCUCUACAAAAAGAAAAUCAGGAUUUAAGAUGAGAACCUGAGAGGAGAUGGGGUGUAAUCAAUGCUAGAGAUAUCAAAACUGAAUGUUUUGUUUCCCAGGUUGGAAUGGUUAGUUUUAACACAGCUUCUCAUCCCAUUCUCAUUUUCUCACGCAGCUCUAACCCGACAAUGUUAGCUCCAGAUUAAUUUAUAGUUUGAAAUAUGCUUUUACGUUGCUGAUGUACAUGAGUAGAGUUUUAUGUAGCCGUGUGAGCUAUUUUGUAAGAAUCUUAGAGAGGAAAUGAUUUUCAUAUACAGUUUAUUUUCUUUCUGCUCUGUCUCAUUUUGCAUUCCACUUCAGGUUUUUUUUUUUUUUUUACAACAAUAGCGAGACAAAAUCAUGUUUGUCCUUUUUUUUCCAGUCCCACAUAAUUUAUUUUUCCUCCGUCUGUAUUCAUGUUUCUAACAUAGAAAGGUGGAACUAACCAUUUGGCAUUAUGUGACUUUUUUUUAUUUGUAAUUCAUAGCUUGUUUGUUGCAAUGUACCUGUUUUGAUCAUGAUGAAUCCUCUGUAACAUUCCACCACAACAAACCCUCUGGGCAAACAUCUCCCACUGGGAAAAAAAAACUAUUUCACAACUCUCUCUUUCUCUCUCUCUCUCUCUCUCUCCCUC
Messenger RNA from Centropristis striata (black sea bass), 7861 nucleotides. It is a transcript of the gene fgfr3, whose product is annotated as fibroblast growth factor receptor 3. Bases 411 to 2849 code for a protein of 812 amino acids. Lineage: Eukaryota; Metazoa; Chordata; Actinopteri; Perciformes; Serranidae. Gene Ontology annotation, cellular component: membrane; signaling receptor complex. The record is from RefSeq and is a predicted model, not a curated record. Gene Ontology annotation, biological process: protein phosphorylation; multicellular organism development; fibroblast growth factor receptor signaling pathway. The transcript is spliced from 18 exons. Gene Ontology annotation, molecular function: ATP binding; fibroblast growth factor binding; fibroblast growth factor receptor activity.